Micropterus salmoides (largemouth bass) is the source of this 2879-nucleotide messenger RNA. Its product is annotated as caspase-6-like. NCBI's taxonomy places the organism in Eukaryota, Metazoa, Chordata, Actinopteri, Centrarchiformes, Centrarchidae. Gene Ontology annotation, cellular component: cytoplasm. The record is from RefSeq and is a predicted model, not a curated record. The transcript is spliced from 9 exons. Bases 31 to 942 code for a protein of 303 amino acids. Gene Ontology annotation, biological process: proteolysis; apoptotic process.
CAGUGGUGUCAGUUUGAGUGAAGACAACCUAUGAACAUGUGGACUACAGCAGAAGACAGCUGUGGAGGAAGUGUUGCUAAAGACAGCAGAACAACAACAGACAGGGCUGCAUGCACGGAGAAUCUAACACAGAGCGAUGCCUUCAUCAGAAGCUCUUUACCUUUGGAUCCUGCAGAGGAGUACAAGAUGGACAACAAACGACGAGGCCUUGCACUCAUCUUUAACCAGGAGCGCUUCUUCUGGCGCCUGGGGUUACCUGAAAGAGAUGGAACCAAUGCUGACCGCUACAACUUGGAGAAAAGACUGAAUGAGCUUAACUUCGAAGUGAAGGCUUAUGAUAACUACAAACAGGUGGAAGUCUUAGAUAAAAUCAGUGAAGCCGCAGAGGCGGACCAUUCAGACUCAGACUGCUUUUUGCUCGUCUUCCUGAGCCACGGCAAGGAUGAUCACGUCUACGCCUACGAUGACAAGAUCAGCAUUCAGGAUAUCACAUCCCUGUUCAAAGGAAACAAGUGUAGGAGCCUUGUGGGAAAGCCAAAGAUCUUCAUAUUACAGGCGUGCCGCGGAGACAAACAUGAUGAUCCAGUGACUGCCUGUGAUGCCGUGGACAGUGAGUUGAAGACAAAUGAGGUGGUGGUUGACGCUAGCGCCGUACACACCCUCCCUGCUGGGGCCGAUUUCAUCAUGUGCUACUCUGUGGCUGAAGGUUACUAUUCCCACCGGGAGACCGUCAACGGCUCCUGGUAUGUCCAGGAUCUGUGCGAGCUGCUUAAAAUGUAUGGGGACUCCCUUGAAUUCACAGAAUUACUCACACUGGUCAACAGGAAAGUGUCGAUGAGGAGUGUUGGGAACUGUCUUGACCGGAAUGCCAUUGGGAAGAAGCAAGUACCUUGCUUUGCUUCAAUGCUCACCAAGAAGCUCUACUUCCGACCAAUAAAGUAACAGUUUCAGACCUGAGUCAUGAAAUGAGCCGGGUGGGAAACAGGAUCUCCUCUGGGAAAUUUUAAAGAGAUGUUUGUUUUUUCUAGUCCUCUACUGUAUGUUAAUCAUAAACACUAUUAUUCACAUUUGCAUUUAACUAUAAUUAGAAACCUUAAAAUUCAGUUGUUGUAUAUUAACAGGAACAACAACAUGCUCUGAAGAAUUAUGAAUAUUCUUUUCCUUAUGCUAUUCAAAAUUGUGGUUUCAUUUAUGAUGCAAAGUUUCUCUUCUGGAAAAAAACAGAUUUCUUGGCAGAUUUAUAAAAGGGUUUUAAGGUUUUUGCAUUUGCAUGACAGAGAACCAAGAUAGGCAAAGUAUCCGUGGCAGCAGAUGGUAGAGGAGAAAUCAUAUUGCUGACCAGCUGUUAGUAAACACGGUACUGUGUGAUUUACUGGUUUGUCUGAAUUUACAGCAAACAUUAUAAUGCAAUCUUAUCCAACAGCCCUGAAGUAAUUCAAAGUUAGACCAGCACAAUGGCGGGUCAAUAUGGGCUUAUUACAGCUACAUGUAUACACUGACAUAAGGGGUGAAAAAGGUAAAAACAGUUAUCUUAGAAACAGUGCCAAAUAUUGUCUAUGUCCAGCAAGCUCAAUGUUUAUAUCAGCACAGCAGAUUACUAUAUCUCACAGUGGAUCAGAUCAUUGAGCAGUGGUAAAAGGCAAUUUAGUAAUUUUCCCAACUCUGAUAACCAAAUGUGAGGGAUCCCUGCAAAAGCAACCACAGCAGAUGUGGUUCAGAACCUUAUAAAACUUCAUCUCUCAAUUAAAGUGUAUAUACUUUACUAGAAAUAUAACAUAAAUCUUGGACCAGCAAAUGUUAUAUUUGAUAAGGCUGCCCCUUGCUGACUAAACUGAUCAUGAGGUGAGAUGCAUUAGGGAUCUGUGUGGCUUUUACCACAACAAACACUUUUCUGGGGAAGACCUGAAUGCUUAAUUACAAUCAUUAUUUUACUUCCCUGAUGACCAAUUUAGUUUCCAGUGUCAGGGUGACUUCAUAUCCAAUACUGACUUAUAAGACUAUGACAUUUAUUUUUUGCUUCAGACAGAACACAAAUCAGUGUUGUGAGUUUAUCAUUUAUGGUCUUCUAUUGGAUUGCUUUAUGUUUUCAAGGUGUUCCUCUUAUUUUGUCCAGCUCUACGAUAUAGAUCAGAUUUUGUGCUUUCAGAAAUUAUUAUGGACCCAUAUUCUUUGUUAGUUGCCUUUCGUCACAUUUUUAACUUGCUUGUUUAAUCAAAUUUAAACUGCUGUGGUACUAGACAAAUGCUGACUUUAUCCUGCAGGUGACUUUUGUUUAACAUUCUACAAGAUUGCCUUGCAAAGGGAAGCUUUCCUCAGACUUAACAUUGUUUCUGAGGAAGAUGGAAAUGACAGGCAAGUCAGGAUUCCUUAAAUACAGUCUGGCAGGUCCACAAGCCAGACAAAAACUUUCCAACUAUACUGCAUCUUGCGAGGCAUGUGACAUAACAGCAUGAGAACCAUGUACUUCUAAUGAUUUUGUUUACUUCAGGGUUUAACACUUAUCUUUCUAAUUACAAAUUAUGUAGUAAUAUGUCUUAUAGUAGGUUUAUCCAGGCACUACAUAAACAUGCUGUUUGUCUUCAAACUCGCUCCAUCAAAAAGGGAAUUCAUGGUUGUGCUGCUGUUUGUUGUAGUAGUAAACUGUAUUCAAUUUAAUAAUGCGUAUUUGCACUCAAAAAGGCAACAAAUACCAGUGUGGGAAGAACCUCAGGCAGGAGGGGUGUUUUUAAAGCUGUACUCUGGACAUAAAACACUUGUAGCUGUGUCACAUGAUCUAUGACUCAGGAAAAUCAAAAGCUACCAGCAUACAAUGAUCCUGUAUUUUUGUGGUGUUAUUGUUGUGAGUUUUUGUAUAAAAACUGUCUGUUGUAUAAAAUCUG